Harpegnathos saltator (Jerdon's jumping ant) is the source of this 728-nucleotide messenger RNA. RefSeq names its product prisilkin-39. The transcript is spliced from 3 exons. Lineage: Eukaryota; Metazoa; Arthropoda; Insecta; Hymenoptera; Formicidae. The record is from RefSeq and is a predicted model, not a curated record. The coding region runs from base 97 to 369 and encodes 90 amino acids.
GAGAAACGAUAGACAGUGGUAUUCGGCUACGACAGAUGGGAAAAAAUCGGCGCGACUGAGAACCUGCGAGAACCGCGUAUCUGCAAUAACGAGAGAAUGGCGUGUCUGAAGAUCUAUAUCGUUCUGCUUUUGGCCGUUGCAAUCGGUGUGGCAGUUGCGAAACCGGGAUACUUGGGUGGAUACGGAUACGGCUUCUAUCCGUACUCCUACGGUUACAAGUUUCCAUUCUAUGGCGGCUACGGCCAUGGAUACGGCCAUGGUGGAUACGGCCACGGAUACGGACACGGAUACGGCCAUGGUUAUGGAUACGGUAGGAAUUAUGGAUAUCCAUACUACGGCUAUGGCUACGGCCAUCACGGCUAUUAUUAAAGUAAACUCGGAGCAACAUACUUCCUCUGGAUUUUCUGGACCGCUGUCCGAAGCGUAAGCCUACAAUUACUUAAACAUAACUUACGUCGCGCUUUCUCCCUACUAUGUAUUUUUAUCGCUAACAUUGAACCCUGCCAAAUGAUCUGCUGGUUGAUCCUCCGAGGGACGCUUCUCUAUGUGACGUUCACAUCGGAGCGGAUAAGUGCGCGAAAUUUUCAUGUGUUCAGGACGAAACUUCCGAAAGAUACGAUCUCGAAGAAAAAUAAAUAAAAAAGGACACCAUCAUAGAAGAUUAUGCAACGCACAAUGUUCGUAUGUUACAAAUACAUUUCGAAUAUAAAUAUGUCAGGAAAAAUAAA